Messenger RNA from Exophiala aquamarina CBS 119918, 894 nucleotides. RefSeq lists its product as uncharacterized. The coding region runs from base 1 to 894 and encodes 297 amino acids. The record is from RefSeq and is a predicted model, not a curated record. NCBI's taxonomy places the organism in Eukaryota, Fungi, Ascomycota, Eurotiomycetes, Chaetothyriales, Herpotrichiellaceae. The transcript is spliced from 5 exons.
AUGUUCGGGACAACUGUGGAGUUUCAAGGCGAACCGCAGGUCUCAUGGCGCUCCCGUUUGAUUCUCCGACCAGACGACAUCUGGCUUGCGAUCCUGAUCCAGCUGAAGAUCUACAUCCACGAGCACGCAUCGGAACUCCGGGGUCGGUUCUUUCCACAAAUAAAAGCCGACGACGAGCAGCUCGAUCUCGAACUUCGGCGACGUCGCACUCGACAUCGCGCGCCUGACGGAAAAGGUGCUGGUCGACCCGGGGGGUUCCGGGAGCGGAUCACGCCGCGUGUACGCGAUGGCGAUGAUGGGCGCGUUCGAGGAGUAUAUCCGGUUCGUGCCGUACGGGAAGUGCUGGCUGCCGUCGGUCACACUGCUGAGCGAGAAGAGCAACUGGGAGAGCCUGGAGCGGCGGCUCGAGACGAUCCCGCACCUAAGGGAGCAGCCCAGGACGUGGUAUGGGCUGCUGAAGCCAAUCUGCGCGCGUCGAUCCUCAGCGCGUACAACGACUACGACACGCGCACGUACGAGACCAAGUCGUACUACGACGGCUGGAUCACGGCGUUUUGCUUCUGGGGCGAGGAUGCGAGGUGCCAGUAUAAAAUCCCGGAAUACGGGGAGGGCAAGAACCAGGUGUUGUGCAUGGUCCGAGUGAAGUACGGCCAGAUCGAGUCCAACUGCGUCCCGGACGGCUGGAUGAGCGUCCCCGUGACCCGGCGAUUCAGAGAAAGAAUGGUCGAUGACGCUGGUGGCAGGCUCCGUCGCGAUGGAGUUCUCCAACAGUGGGACCCCGACGGCUUCGGGCGCCCUGGGGCUGGAUACUGUUCAGCCUCGUUCGGGUUGGUGGGCGAUCGACGACGAGGUGAUCCAAGAACCUGGAGAGCCCCGCAAGCGCGCCUGGGGUGA